GUUCCCUGCCCCUCCGCCGGUAUACGGAGACAUUGCGGAGGUGGACGGUGUGCUUGCCGCGAUCGCCGAGAGGCACUUCCGAGAGCAGGAGGUCAAGGAGGUGGACACGCUCGCGGCGUUCAUGUGCGCGGUGCAGGCAAAGGCCCGACUGGCGUCCUAGGGCAUCAGCCAAUGAACGAUCGCGGCCAGCCCGGCCACCACGCGGUCGGUGUCUUUAGCACGCGCAUAGCGCUGGAAGUACUUCCCAAGGCGAAGGAGGCGAGGCUUGUGCCUCGCUCAGAAUUGGCCUUCCGCGGCGCCCGGCACUCCCGUUCAAUUUGGGCCUCGAGCACGAUGUUCCCUUGACGACAGUCUGUACAUGCCCCUCCUGGACGUUCGGCACUCUGUCAGAUGCAUCCUCGACACAGCACAAUGCCGCGUCCUCGCUAUCGUUCCGCCCCGUAUAUAAAGCGUCCGUCCUCGACCCAGCUCAGCAUCCCUCCAUCCUCUCAUCCUUCCAUCCUUCGCAGCAGAGCUGCCCGGUCUCGGUUACUUUUAAACUUCUCAACCCGCCCCGGUCUAUUCGCACUUUCCGAAGCUUGCUUCACGUCGACUCUCUACAUCCACUCCAGUCAUGCAGUUCUCCACCGUUUUCGCCGCUCUCCUCGCUCUCGUCCCCGCCGCCGUGCAGGCCACGCCUCUGGCCGCACGCGCUGCCACGGCGGGCGGUAAUGCCCAGACGUCCCUCACGCUCGUGCAGUCGGUCAUCGCCACUGGCUUCGAGAACAACGGCCAGGACCAGCCGACUGCCGGCCAGGUGCCCUCGCUCACGUCGUCGAACAACUUCAUCAACUUCUGCGCGACCGUCCCCAACCUGCCGAUCACCAACGGCCUCCAGAUCAAGACUGGUUCCUGCAACCCCGCCCCCAUGGGCAUCAUCGCGUCCACGGCGAACAUGCCCACGUCCAAGUUCAUCUUCCCCACGAACGGCGGCACGAUCGCGGCGAACAAGACGUUCACGAUCCGGAUGCAGAUCAACCACCUCGAGACGGGCCACUUCGUGAACGCGAACGAGAACUACUUCUCGGCGCCGCAGGUCGUGAACGGCGCGGGCGACAUCCAGGGCCACUCGCACGUCGUCAUCGAGAGGCUGUCCUCGCUCGGCCAGACCACCGUGACGGACCCGCUGGGCUUCAUCUUCUUCAAGGGCCUCAACGACAAGGCGCAGGGCAACGCGCAGGGCGGCGUCCUCAGCACCGACGUCACCGGCGGCCUCCCGUCCGGCACCUACCGCCUCGCGUCCAUCAACUCGGCCGCGAACCACCAGCCGGUGCUCGUUGCUGUCGCGCAGCACGGUUCGCUCGACGACAUGGUCUACUUCACCGUCACCGACAACGGCUCCGUCGGCGGCCACUAAUCGCCUCGCGCAACUGAGGUAGACCGGGCGGGCUCGGGUCCGCGGGUCGGUGGUGUCUUUCUUUCCGGUCGUCGGUUCUCGCGUCGCUCGAUGUGGCGCGGGGCUGGGGCUGCUUUCAUUCAUGGCUGUCAUUCAUUGCCCAUUGUUGUAUCAUUCGCUCUUUGUCAUAAUGUCUGGAGGUAGACUUGUAGAUUGUGCUUAGUCGGCGCGACGCUGUGCGGAUCGACCGCGGUCGUCUAUGCAAUAGACGGUUUUGGGUUUUG
Molecule: messenger RNA, 1659 nt
Organism: Trametes versicolor FP-101664 SS1
Lineage: Eukaryota; Fungi; Basidiomycota; Agaricomycetes; Polyporales; Polyporaceae
Exons: 6
Coding region: 614-1396 (260 amino acids)
Source: RefSeq, a predicted model, not a curated record